Molecule: messenger RNA, 873 nt
Organism: Dipodomys ordii (Ord's kangaroo rat)
Lineage: Eukaryota; Metazoa; Chordata; Mammalia; Rodentia; Heteromyidae
Product: arylamine N-acetyltransferase 2-like
Exons: 1
Coding region: 1-873 (290 amino acids)
Molecular function (GO): acetyltransferase activity
Source: RefSeq, a predicted model, not a curated record
AUGGAUAUUGAAGCAUAUUUUGAGAGGAUUGGCUAUAAGAACUCUAGGAACAAACUGGAUCUGGAAACAUUAACCAGCAUUCUUCAGCAUCAUAUCCGAACCAUUCCCUUUGAGAACUUUAACAUGCAUUGUGGACUGCCCAUGACUAUGGGCUUAGAAGAUGUUUUUGAGGAUAUUGUAAGGAAGAACAGGGGUGGAUGGUGUCUCCAGUCUAAUCAGCUUCUCUACUGGGCUCUGACCACAGUGGGUUUUGAGACCAGAAUACUGGGAGCAUGCGUUUAUAUCCCUCCAGUCAGCAAAUAUAGCAGCACAAUGGUUCACCUUCUACUUCAUGUGACCCUCGGUAACAAAAACUACAUUGUUGAUGCUGCAUUUGGCUGCUCCAAUCAGAUGUGGGAGCCUCUGGAAUUAGUUUCUGGAAAGGACCAGCCUCAGGUGCCUUCCAUCUUCCGACUAACAGAAGAGAAUGGAGUCUGGUACAUGGACCAAAUCAAAAGAGAGCAAUAUGUGCCAAAUGAAGAAUUCAUCGAUUCUGAACUCCUUGACAAAAAUAAAUACCAAAAAGUCUAUUCUUUUACUCUUGAACCUCGAAAAAUUGAAGAAUUUGAGUCAGUGAAUAGUUACCUUCAGGAAUCUCCAACCUGUGUGAUGAAGAACACAUCAUUUUGUUCUUUGCAGACCUUAGAAGGUGUUUAUGUUUUAGUGGGCUACACCCUCACCUAUAGAAAAUUUAAUUAUAAGGACAAUGUAGAUCUGGUAGUGUUUGAGACUCUGAAAGAAGAAGAAAUUGAAGAAGUGCUUAAAACUAUAUUUGGUAUUUCUUUGGAGGGAAAAUUUGUGCCCAAACAUGGUGAACAGUAUUUUACUAUUUAG